AAACACCGUCGUUUUAUCAAUCAAAAAGAGAAGAAAGAGAAGUUUAGCAGAGUGCAGAGUAGCAAAGGUCCCAAAACCUAGCUCAGUUUUCCGCCGUCGCUUGCACCGCAGCUCAAUCGCUACACCGCUCCACACACUACAGCUACAUCCAAACUAUUCUCUUUUUACCCUAAAACCUCAACACUCGAAGUAAACCCUUAAAAUCUCAUUCCAAAGAUGCAACACGAUGAGGUUAUAUGGCAAGUUAUCAGGCACAACCAUUGCAGUUUCAUGGCAAAAAUUGAGACGGGAAAUUUUUGUAGAAACCCUUACAACAUCACUGGAAUUUGUAACCGAAGUUCGUGUCCUUUAGCUAAUAGUCGCUAUGCCACCAUUCGUGAAGACAAUGGAGUGUUUUACCUUUACAUGAAAACUAUUGAAAGAGCUCAUAUGCCAAAGGAUCUGUGGGAAAGAGUUAAGCUACCUAGGAAUUACGAGCAGGCACUUGAAGUCAUAGACAAAAAUCUGAUGUAUUGGCCCAAGAUUCUUAUCCACAAGAUAAAACAACGAUUGACCAAAAUGACCCAGAUGCGGAUACGUAUGAGGAAACUUGCUUUGAAAACAAGAGAGAUAAUAAAGACAUUGCCAAGGAAAGAAGUAAAGAGAGAAGCUAGAAGAGAACAAAAGGCCGAAAAAGCAGCUGUGCUAAACAAGGCCAUUGAGCAAGAGCUAGUUGAACGCCUUAAAAAUGGACUUUACCAAGAAAAUGAUAUAGUCAACUAUCCUUUUGAAGCAUACAAGAAAGUUGUUGAUUUAGAGAAUCGUCAACCUGCUGAAGAAGAGGAAGAAUUGGAAAUAGAAAGAGAAUAUGUAGAAGGUUAUGAGUUUGAAGAAGAAGACGACAUAGAAGAUUUUGGCGCUUUUGCAAUUCACGAGUCACAGGGCAAUGACAGCGAUGAUGAAAAUGAUGGAAGCGCCGAGGAUGAAGAAACCGAAGCACUUAAUCAAAGAAAAGCCAAAAGGAAAAUGACUUUAGCUUCAAAGAAACUUGAAAAGGAUGACCCUAAAUCAAAGAAAAAGAGGGUCCUUGUUGAGGUGGAACACGACGGUGCUGACGAAAGACAAACAGCUGUACUGUAGACUGUUGUUGCAUUUUGUGUUUGUUACUAAUAGGAGAGGGAAGCUGCUAGACGAGAAACCGAAUUUUGAUUGUCAUAUCUUCAAAUUAGUUUUGUACUGUGGAAGAAAAAAGAUCUUGAAGCAUUUUAAAUUAUAUACAAUUUCUUUUCAAAUUAUCUUCCUUUUAUUUGGAAGAAGGGCAGUGUUGGCAAAUGAAAAAAAUUGUAUUUUGUUUGGUUUGGUCGAGCCGGAGCAUCUCAAAUUCUCAAUCCUACUUUGUUUGAGGAGAUUGUGAUUGAUCAAAUUUUGUAUUAUUACAUGGUUUUUCAGGAUUUUGGAAUUCGUUAUAAUAAUUAUUUUCAAAAGUUAAGAACAUUA
Molecule: messenger RNA, 1476 nt
Organism: Trifolium pratense (red clover)
Lineage: Eukaryota; Viridiplantae; Streptophyta; Magnoliopsida; Fabales; Fabaceae
Product: protein MAK16 homolog B-like
Exons: 9
Coding region: 217-1119 (300 amino acids)
Biological process (GO): maturation of LSU-rRNA; maturation of 5.8S rRNA
Cellular component (GO): nucleolus; preribosome, large subunit precursor
Source: RefSeq, a predicted model, not a curated record